CGACACUCGCGCCGCGUCACUACUACUCACUAAAACGAUUUGCUCGCAAUCGCAUCACCGGAGUAUUAUCCCAUCAUCACACUAAAAAUCGACGCUUUUCCGGUUUCGAUGCUUUUGGUUAAUUCGGUGGUUGAUUAUAAGUAAUUUACAUAUUUAAUUUGGACGAAGUGUAUGGAUUGUAUUUGAGUGGUUGGUGAUGGUCCGUGGGACUGUAUCGAGUAGAGUAUGAGGUGUGCGGUGUACCGGUGAGCACGGUGAGCACAGUGGCGACGCAGGGCGGCAUGGGCGGCGCGGGCGGCGGCUGGGCGCGCGAGGCGCCGGCGCUGCUGAGCACGGCGCUGCUGCUGGGCGGCGCGCUGCCCGAGCGCCCGGCCGCGCCGCUCUUCACCAUCGACAGCAUCCUGGCGCCGCGCCCGCACCCGCCGCUGCCGCCGCUGCAGCUGCAGCACCUCGCGCACUCGCCGUUCCAUAGAGCACAUGACCUCUUUGGUACGUUUGCCAACUCAUUAGGUGUGAGCGGCAGCGCGGUGUCCAACGCAGGCGGGUACGCGGGACUAUACGGUGGGUACGCGGCAGCAGCACUGGCCGGGCUUGCGGGCCCGCCACCCAAGCGCAAGCGACGACACCGCACCAUCUUCACGGAGGAGCAGCUCGAACAGCUGGAGAGCACCUUCGACAAGACACACUACCCUGAUGUGGUGCUUAGAGAACAGCUCGCCCUGCGGGUUGAUUUGAAAGAAGAGAGAGUUGAGGUCUGGUUCAAGAAUCGUCGAGCGAAAUGGCGCAAGCAGAAACGCGAGGAGCAGGAGCGGCUCCGUAAGCUGCAGGAGGAGCGAGCAUGCGGCCGGGCUCCGCUGCUGGCGCGGCCGCCGCUCUCGCCGGCGCACUCACCCGCGCACGCGCCACCAGCGCCGCCCACGCCGCGCCCCUACUCUGACGACUCUGACUCCGACCUAGAGGUGGCCUAAAUACUAAACCACCACCUAACAGAACAUUUGCGGGCUAAUGUCCCUAUAGACUAACAAUGUACUUUUCAGUAGACAAGUGUUUAAAGGUGCAAUUUCAAGUGUUUUCAGUCCUUCUAAACUCAGUGCGAGAACGACAGUGAACUAUGGUGUUGUGAAACUAAUCAUUCGGACUGGUAGUUAUUUAAAACGUGAAUGAAUUAUAUGUAACUCAACUUACUUGCCUAUACAUAGGAAAAUUAUAACUUAUCGCGUAUUAAGAAUGUAUAAUGUUUAGAAGUUAAUAUAUUAUGUGUAUAUUAUGUAUGGUACCAUAGGUAGAAUCAGUGCUUCGAAAUCCUCUUGGAAAAACAUUUUCUUUUACUCUAGAUAAGAAAUUCAAUUAUUAUGUAGAUGUAUUGCACACAUAACUACGACAAUUUGCGAUCUAUCCCUCGAUGUUCUUAUCUAACUGAUAUAGUAAAGAAAUAAAAAUAUAUCCCGUUCUGAAACUCUAAAUAAAUGUUUAGCAACGUGUAUUCUGAAGUGAUGUAAAGAUAGGUUAUCUGACAAAAAACAGUUUUGCAUCAAAUAGUUGAUAGCCCCCGCUUCUACAGAAACCAAGAUUACUUUCAUACUUUUAACUUAGCACCUAUCCUUUUCUAAUGUACCUAGGUACACAAUAUGCAUUAUUAUAUUAUUUUGGUGUAAAGUGUAAGUGAUAUUAUUUGAAUUCGCACAUUGUAUAUUACCGAUUAAUCAAGAAUGUUACAUGUUGUUUUAUAGGUGCAACAAAUUAGGAAAUCUUGACUAUGCUUAUUGAAAUAGUGCUUACGUGCUUAAACGUAACAUAAUUGUGGUUUCUCUAUGUAGAUAAAAAGUAAUUAAAUCCUUAAUUACACAAUAUACCUAAU
Messenger RNA from Helicoverpa armigera (cotton bollworm), 1858 nucleotides. Its product is annotated as homeobox protein goosecoid. Gene Ontology annotation, molecular function: RNA polymerase II transcription regulatory region sequence-specific DNA binding; DNA-binding transcription factor activity, RNA polymerase II-specific. The transcript has 3 exons. Bases 282 to 968 code for a protein of 228 amino acids. Lineage: Eukaryota; Metazoa; Arthropoda; Insecta; Lepidoptera; Noctuidae. The record is from RefSeq and is a predicted model, not a curated record. Gene Ontology annotation, biological process: regulation of transcription by RNA polymerase II.